AUGGCAGCUGAGAAAAUUGAGAAGGGGACCUUCAAACUGGUGGGGAAGGAGCUGCGAAAGGUGUUGAUGUCAGGCAAAGGGCACCUUCAGGCGUUCCUGCUGUCCUUACUUCAGAAGGAGGAGGACUUGCCUGCCAAGGAAAUAGGGCCACGCAAGGGGUCAAAGGAGCGUGCGAAGGGAAAGGUCCCCAGCAGCGUCGAAGAAAUGCACGAACCGAAGGCUCCUGAAACUGCAGGACCUGGGGACCAACAGGCGGAGACCAGGUCUGCUGUGCGAAAGCCGGGCCCUUCACUUGAGACUGACGACGAGGAAAUUGACGCAGAGGCAGAUCCCCGAAAAGCACAGAGCAGCUCACCAACGCCAACGCCCUCAAAACGCAACGCUUCGACCGCGGCAGGGGAGAACGUUGCGGCAAACGUUGAGGCCGGACCACAGACGGUGUCCGGCAGGGCCACAGAGAAGCCUCCGACGGGUCCAGUCCCGACCGUGCGGCUUCCAAACAGUCCGCCGGUACAAUCGCGAGCACGGCAAGCCUCGGCCGCAGUAGACGGCGCCGGCACUGCGUCCCCCUCAAGGGAUACUACAUCACCGGCCAGGAAAGAGGGCACCCCCCAGCGAUCCCGAGAACGGCCACCCCUCAGUCCUGGUGUUGGAGUCGAGAGGCGGAUGUCGCCCCGGUCGAAGGGGCCUGCUCAGCAGCCGGCCUCCCCAACCCCCAGCAGGUCGUCAUCCAAGAGGACGCCACUGAAGAAAGGCGAUGGAAAGACUGGACCCAAGGAGCGAGGCGGUUUCAAUCGGAAGGAGGCGUUGUCGAAGAUGUCCCCCACCUCUCGGAAGCAGAUCAUGAAGAAGCAAUGUGAAGAUUGUGACACGUGGAACGGGAUUAGGGCGAAGAAGUGUUCAAACGAGGAAUGCGGGGUAGAACUAGGAAACAAGGCCGCAGAAAAGAGGGCGGCCGCUCUUCAGAAAAAGCUAGCAACGAGGACUUCUGACGAACGUGCGCAAGCACGUAACGCGGCAAGGGGCCCAGCAACCAACGCAAGUGCUGAGCCGGUCGGGAACGGGGUGUCUCACUCAGGGCAGACACUCGAGUCCGUUGUCUACAGUCUGGAUCAAAUAUCUGAUGCAAACAAGAAGGAGAUGAUGUCUUGUCUAGAGAAGGAGGAGUUCGAUUUGCAGACCGCAAAGGAAACGACAGCAACCGAGUUUAAAGUGGAGUUCCCCGACAUUCCGUUUGCUCGUUGGAAGGCUCUUGAAGCACGGUUGAGUAAAUUAUGA
This is a messenger RNA of Klebsormidium nitens, 1278 nucleotides long. The record is from the annotation of a GenBank genome assembly. NCBI's taxonomy places the organism in Eukaryota, Viridiplantae, Streptophyta, Klebsormidiophyceae, Klebsormidiales, Klebsormidiaceae.